Molecule: messenger RNA, 1670 nt
Organism: Pieris rapae (cabbage white)
Lineage: Eukaryota; Metazoa; Arthropoda; Insecta; Lepidoptera; Pieridae
Product: synaptobrevin-1-like
Exons: 1
Coding region: 185-550 (121 amino acids)
Biological process (GO): vesicle-mediated transport; vesicle fusion
Cellular component (GO): SNARE complex; plasma membrane
Molecular function (GO): SNAP receptor activity; syntaxin binding
Source: RefSeq, a predicted model, not a curated record
GCUCGUAGUCUGCUGUCUGAGUAAUUUUUACGUCAUCCUAAUUUUCUUGAAAAUUGAGCAAAAUAAUUGUAGUUGUCGGUGCUUUAAUACAAUUACCAUCGAGCUAUAUCCGUGAUUAAAAGCGACGACAGCUAAAUCUGAAAUAAUACAUUAUUUCGAUACAUCCAUACUUAGCUUAUUCAUCAUGGAAAACCAAGGCACCUCCGGACCAAGAGUAAGCGAUAAACGAUUAGCUCAGACACAAGCUCAAGUAGAUGAGGUCGUUGGUAUUAUGCGUGUAAAUGUCGAGAAAGUGUUGGAACGCGACCAAAAGUUGUCAGAACUGGACAAUCGUGCCGAUGCUCUACAACAUGGAGCUGCGCAAUUUGAACAACAGGCUGGUAAGCUUAAGAGGAAGUACUGGUGGCAAAAUCUUAAAAUGAUGUUGAUAAUUGGUGCGGUAGGCGCUGUCCUCCUCAUUAUUAUUAUUGUGUGGGCAACAUCUGGCUCAAGCUCAACUUCUGCUCCUCCGCCAGUCACACCAGCUCCAGAGACACCAUCAGGACGAUAAAUUUUGAGCAUCCCAACUUUUUACUAAAGGGGCUCUUCCAUAGGUUGAUGUAAAUAGUGGCAUUCUCAAAAAGCCAGCUCAUACUCAAUUUAUAACACCUUUUCUAAUGUUUGCCACCUUCAGCUAAUGUAAGACUGUUAUCAACUUCUUACUUGAGAGUCAUCUACUCACUAUUCUAGUUACUAUGAAUUUUCCAAUUAUGAGACAUGUUAUUGUCACAGAUAAAAGAUUAAAAAGAGUUGUGUAUCUUUAGAUUGCUAUCAAUAACAAUGUUCAGCAAAUAAUAAAAUUGUAGAGCUAUUAUUAUGGUAAUUCAGGAGCCACUUUAGUUGAAUAAAACCACUUUAUACAUGUCAUUGACAAAAUUGAAAAGAAACUAUUUUGUAAACAAUUUACCCUUCAUAAAAAUAACUGUUGCACAUUUACUAUAAAUUUUAAAAUGUUUUGAUAUGUUGUUUAAAUUAUAUGUCUAUAGACAGCCAGUGUUGAAAUUGUUGAUGUUGCUUUAAAUUGAUAUAGUAUUUAUAAGAAUGUAUAUUAAGUGGUAUUAUAGUACUAAAAUAAAGAAUGGUAUUUACACUACAGGGUUAUAAUGUUCUUUUGAGAUUCUAGUGUCUCGGCCAAACACAAUCAAGGGACUUGUUUUUAUUGCUUCAAGUGUACAUUAUAACCUUUCAGGAGAUCACAGAUGUUUUGAUGUUAUUUAUCUUUGAUGACACAAUUUUAUGCACAAAAAUAUAUCAAAGCACAAACAGUCCAUUUAUUUGUAAGAAUGUUUUAAGUAAAUAUGAGAUGCAUAGAUUAUAUACUCUUUGGUGCAAACAGGUUUUUAUAUAUUUUAUUAAAAAACUCCUAUUGUAUUUGCUAGUUUAUAAAAAAUUAAGAGAAAUAUUUAAACUGAAACAAACUGACUGAGUCAAUUAAUUUUAAAAUGUACCAAGUACUGUUUAUUAUAUAAAAAUAACAUUUUCUAAAGCUUUCUAUGCAUUUUUAUAUAAGGGGACCAAUAGAUUACAAUAGAAAAUUAGACCACAGUGUAAUCUUCUGCCUAAAUAUUGUUAUUCUAAUUAAAUAUUUGUAAACUUAUUCUGUAAAAGGCAAAAUAAAUGUAUUAUUCUAA